AUGGACUUUAAAAUAGCAGGCUCAGCUAAUGGAUUCACGGCAAUGCAGCUUGACGUUAAAGUACCAGGUCUAACACGGCAGCAGUUAACGGAAGCAUUCAGUAGCGCCAAGGCAGGAAUUAGCCAUGUCUUGAAUAAAAUGGAGUUCAAAUCUACUGUGCCAGUAAUUGAGCAGAUACGAUUGGAUGCGUACAAAAAACAAGCGUUAUUCCGAACUGGUGGAAUGCAUGCUAAAACCAUUGAAGCUGAAACGGGCACUAAGAUCUCGCAAGAGGACGAGGCUCACAUAAGUCUAUUUGCACCCAACAAGCAACGGCUCGAAGAAGCAAAAGCUCUGUUGAAGAAGUUGUUGUCGGAAACAGAUGAACCUGAAUUUGCGUUUGGCCAAAUGGUUUCGGCUGAAGUUGUUGAGCUGCUUGAGAAAGGAGCAAUGCUUAAACUUGCCGGUGGAGGUCGUCCAGUUUUUGUUCCAAACUCACAACUUCAUUCCAUUCCUAUACGGCACUCCUCGGCUAGCGGACUUCAGGUAUGUACGUACGUACGUCUUGACGUUUUAUUUCGUUUUGGCACCACGAAAUAG
This is a messenger RNA of Strongylus vulgaris, 579 nucleotides long. The record is from the annotation of a GenBank genome assembly. Lineage: Eukaryota; Metazoa; Nematoda; Chromadorea; Rhabditida; Strongylidae.